UUCUCUUCUAAGCCAAAAUAAAUAAAUAAAUAAAAGAUGAAAAUUUUGCUUUGCCUAGUAAUGUUCUUUCUCCUCGUCAACGGUUUUGCGACCGCACAAAAUCUCAUUCAAGAUUCUUGCAAGAAAGCUGCAGCUUCAAACCCCAAAAUCAAACUUGAUUUCUGCAUCAAGACCCUUGAAGGUAACCCACAGAGCAAGGCCGCAAAAAGCCUCGCCGACUUGGUCAUGGCCUCGACCAAGAACGCUGCCACCAAAACGACCAGCUUGAAAGCAAUGGCUGACAAGAUUCUCAAGGGGAAGAAGUUCGCAAAGGACAGUGAGAUGCCGUUACGCGACUGCCUUGAGCUUUAUACAGACGCUACUGCUUCCUUGAACGAAGCUAUGACGAGCGUUAAAUCGCGUAAAAACAAAACCGCCAAGGUGGGUAUGAGUGCUGCAAUGGAUGCGCCUAGCACUUGCGAAACUGGUUUCAAAGAAAGAAAAACGCCUCAGAAGUCUCCUUUUACGAAAGACAACGAUGUGUUGACUCAGACUAUUUCUAUUUGUUUAGCUCUUACAACAAUGUUGAAAUGAAAAUAUACUAAAAGU
Molecule: messenger RNA, 588 nt
Organism: Brassica oleracea var. oleracea
Lineage: Eukaryota; Viridiplantae; Streptophyta; Magnoliopsida; Brassicales; Brassicaceae
Product: putative invertase inhibitor
Exons: 1
Coding region: 37-573 (178 amino acids)
Molecular function (GO): enzyme inhibitor activity
Source: RefSeq, a predicted model, not a curated record